ACUCAAUACUCUAAAUAGUAGUUGAUUGGUUCUGCUUGAUUUGUAUGCAUAUUUAAGUAUUACAAAGGAAUAUCUGGGCCGGAUACAAAUUCUUUGGGAUUGUUUUGAGAAGUUAGUGUUUACCUUUAAACAAAUUUUGAGUGGCGCAGAAAUACAGACCCUUCUGUUGCGCUGGAUGUGGAGUUUAAAGUAGUGUCCUCGGGAGGGAAGCAAGAGUUUUCAGAAGUUUUCUUUUUUAGCUGUCUGAUUUCUCUGUGCUUUGAUGCUGAGAGAAGGGAGUAAAAGGAGACAAUUGAUCUGCUAUUAACUAUAGUGCUUGCAUAGUCUCAUUUUGCAAACAUGCAAAUGGUAAAGUCUGGAGGUCCAUCCUCAGGUUUGGGAAAUUUGUCCUGGAUUUAUGGCUAAUCUGGCCACGUUCUAAAAACCAUUGGAAUUAUAGAAACAUUUAGAAAUUCCAGUGAGCUGCAUCCUGUGGGUUUGUGUACCAGAAGAUGUGUCUGUUCCUUGCUUUAGGGUUGCUAUAAAAUCAAAUGUGAAAAUUACUCUUAAAAACACCUCUUUAGUGCCUGGUAGCUGGAAUUGACAUUCAGUUAAUGUUUCGUUUGACACAGGGAAGGUGAAAUGGGGGGGGGAAAUGUAGGCUAACCUUGUUUUGAAGUUGAUUUUGACUUUUUGAGAUGCUAACAGCUUUCUGUUCUUUGCAAAUCAAGUACAUUGUUCAGUAAAAAUGUUUGACAUUGCAGUUGUCUUGCAAAGUUAAACUUGGUAUUUAUUCUAUUUCAGAUGAAGGGGUACUGGACAAGGACUGAAAAUAAGUCUUUGUCUUGGAUAGGCAGAUACAACCAUGGAAAUGUCUGGCUUGUAAUUAUACGUGUGUUUGCCUGAGAACUCAGAGGAAAAAAGGAUGGAAAUACUGAUGUUUGACCUCUGGUGCAAGCAGUGAUAUUCUUCAGAUGCAAACUUAAAGCCAACACAGCCAAGAGCUUCAAUUGGUUUGGACUUUUAUGUCAACAGAAUGGUUUACCAUGUUCUGUUACUGAGGAUUCCUUGUUGCUGGUGAUGGGUGAGCCUGAAAAAAUACAGCUUUACUUGCACAUCAUAGGCUCCUUUUUAGCCCAUUGUGCUGAAGACCAGAGGUUCUGCCUCAUCAGGAGUCUCUGUUAGCAAUUCAAGUUGGCUGGAGAAUGGAAGGGGUUGAGUUUAAGGAAGAGUGGCAAGAUGAAGAUUUUCCAAGGUUUUGAAUUCUUUUCUAAAGCCCCUGCCAGAGGAUGAUCCUGUUGAGUCUGAUGCAUUGGCUGCAGCUGGAACAGAAAGUGAAGCCGAUACAGAGGGUAAUGGAACCAAAUUGAGGAAGAAACUAAUGGCUCAAGAUAUUAGCUUAACUUUGGAUCCCAGUGGGGAAUCUGUUUUUUCUGAUGACUUGGAUGAGAGUGGAGAGAUUGAUUUGGAUGAUUUAGAUACUCCUUCAGAAAACAGCAAUGAAUUUGAAUGGGAAGAUGAUCUUCCAAAACCAAAAACUACUGAUGUCAUUAGGAAAGGAUCACUGGCUGAGUAUGCUGUGGCAGAGGAGAAGGAUGAUGGUCGGCGCUGGAGAAUGUUUAGGAUUGGGGAACAGGACCACAGGGUGGACAUGAAGGCAAUUGAACCAUACAAAAAAGUUAUCAGUCAUGGUGGUUAUUAUGGUGAUGGGUUAAAUGCCAUUGUUGUGUUUGCUGUUUGCUUCAUGCCUGAGAGCAGCCAGCCUAACUAUAGAUACCUAAUGGACAAUCUAUUUAAGUAUGUAAUUGGCACUUUAGAGCUGUUAGUAGCAGAGAACUAUAUGAUAGUUUACUUGAAUGGUGCAACAACACGGAGAAAAAUGCCAAGUUUAGGAUGGCUUAGGAAAUGUUACCAGCAAAUUGACAGAAGAUUAAAGAAAAAUCUGAAAUCGUUGAUCAUAGUUCAUCCUUCCUGGUUCAUCAGAACACUCCUGGCCAUCACAAAACCUUUUAUCAGCUCAAAAUUCAGCCAAAAAAUUAGGUAUGUCUUCACCCUGGCAGAACUAGCUGAACUGAUCCCCAUGGAAUACGUUGGCAUCCCAGAAUGCAUAAAACAGUAUGAAGAAGAAAAGUUUAGAAAGAAACAGAAAAGAGUUGACCAAGAGCUGAAUGGAAAGCAAGAGCAGAAAAGUGAACAGUAAGUUUGGAGUCCAAACAAGACUGAAGAAUACGCAGAUGGAACAAAGCCAUUUGUGCUCCAUUACAGUGCAUUCUCUGUGUCUAUGUAUUGUAUAAUCUGUUGCAAAAGGUGCUUUGGACUAGCACCCAAUGAACUGCUUACUGCUGUAUUGGUUUGUCUUGACUUUAGUUGCUGUUUAUGUAAUCGUUUUAUACUGCUAAAUGGCAAAGAACCCUAUGUUUUCAGAGGAUGUUCUUGCAACUGUUUAUCUAAAUGAUGCAUGUUCUUCAGUAAAAUAUUUAUAUACCUAAAUGUUAAAGGAAAGAGAUAAUAUAUAUAUUUUUAUGACUGAGCAAUAUAUUGUGUGUACCUGCUGAAGGAAUUCAUUUGCAGGUAGACAAGGCUAUAAGUUACUUGUUAUUGUAUAAAUCUGUUUUGCUGUAAAUGGUCAAGUGCAUUUCUUUGUUGUCAUGAAAACUUGUUUGGAUGUUAACAAUCACAUAACUUGGCUUUCACAAAUACAGAGAUCCUUAUUUUUGUUCACUUAACCUUAUAGAAGCUCACUCCUUUACCUCACUAGAGUGAGCUUCAACUUUGGUGUCUUUCAGUCCAUCAUUCAGGAUGCAGAACUGCAGCUCUGUGGGUGGCAGUUGGCCAUGAGGUUUAAGCCUAAGCCACAAAAGCUGAACUGACUGGUAAGAUACCAGACCUUCUACAGUUGAAGUUGUGAAUUUAGAUUCUGCUUCAGUAUGUCAAGACUGUCUCAGCUAGCAGUAGGAAAUUAGCUCAUUGCAGUUCUUCAUGGAUGAAUCUUGAUUGUUACUGAUAGGAACUCUGUCAUGCUCUCUGGUUCAUGGUAGUACUUAGGAGCUACACAGGUAUUCUAGCCACAAUACCAUUUUUUGGGGCAGAAAUAUGAGAAGUCUUACGCUACCUGUGUCAUUCUUGUAGAUGAAACAUCCAUUUCUAAAGCUAUUAGGCACAUGAUACCAGCACUAAUUGAACUUUUAAGAUGUGUUUUAAAGGUUGGGGUGUUUUCAUUCCCCGCAAUGGUGGUAAAUCCGUGUCUGUAAAAGGUUUUCUUGGACACACAACUAGCGUGUUUAGGUUUACUGGGAUAACAGUAAUGCACUGGUUGAUACCUUGUAAAAGUUUGUAACAUCUUUUGAUAAACAUUGCAUUUUUCAUGUAAGGGCAGGUGUAUGCAAAUAAAUUCAUUCAGGAGUUGAGCAAUAUAAUGUUGUAGCAAGUAUAUUAAAUCUUUGCUUUUGGUGUUUAUUGUGCUCACAGUUUUGUUCCAAUGCCAAAAAAGUAACACUUUUUAACUAUAUUUAAUGUUACUCAGUUACCUUAUCAGGAAAAAAAAGAAAGUUAUGUUCAACCAGAUUUCUACCUGAAACUGAUAAACAGCAGUUGUGAGAUAUUCCAUGGUCAAGACUUACCAAGUAACAAUUAAUCCACUGUCUCCAGUGAUACCUGUAUAGACUGAGAGUAUGUGGAUGUCAGGUGAGGGAAAUCCGCUCACGUCUCUGGAAGUUUAUUUAAAUCUGCAGUUCAGAUACUUUCAUCUCAAGCUCUUAAGUCCUUUUGUUGCAGUAGUUUCUGUAUCAAAGUUUCAAGGAGAUUGACAGGCAGGGUGUGUUCACACAACAAUACCAAUGCCAGGUUACCUUGCAUCCAUUCCAUCAGGUUUGAAACUUGCUCUGAAAGCAGAAGACAAAUGCACUUUCUUUGGGGCUGUCUUAUGUCUUGCUUCAAUUUUGAUGUUGACUCAAAUUAAUGUAAAGUUCAAGUCAGUACAUGGAGCACUUGCAGCCUGUUUACUUCCGAUACUUUCACAGUGUGGUCUGUACAACCAUGCAAAUCUGAUUUUUACUGGGUUUGCAUGUGUCCUAAGCUAAACAGGAAGCAUUCUGAUUAUCUCAUUUCCAUUUUCUCCUAAUUGAUAAAAAGAUUAGUCUCGAUAAAAUUAUAUUCUUAGUGGAGGGACUGUAAUUCUCUAUGUCCUGUGCCUUCCUGUGUGUAUAGUGCAGCACAGAGUUCCUCUGUAUAUGCCACAUUUACCAAAUGAUGGGAUUGUUACUGUGUUUCCUGGUCACCAAGGAUUCUGCAGUUUCCUGCUGCAGUAAUAUGAUUUCUUUUGGAAAUGUGUAUGUGCUUAUAAAUGGUUUAUUUCUCUAGUAGAAGUUGUUGUGAAUGAGUAUACAGCACAACAGUUGUUCUGUCUCUAAAGAUUCGUAGCUUGAGAAAGAAGUGUACUAAAGAAUUACUCCCCUCUGACUUCCUGCAGCUCAUCAUUUAGUGGUGAGGUGGGUGUUUACAAAAAGCAAAGUGGUCCCAAAGCUAUGGAUAAUGUUUUGUCAAACUUAACUUUUUUGAAAUCUAUAAUAUAAUGUAAUAUAUUUUCAUAUUUAAAAACCUGAAAAGUUGGAAUGUCAUACUUUAAUAAAAACUAUUUCAAAACUUGAA
This is a messenger RNA of Pseudopodoces humilis (Tibetan ground-tit), 4626 nucleotides long. RefSeq names its product BCL2 interacting protein 2 (gene BNIP2). Gene Ontology annotation, cellular component: cytoplasm. Lineage: Eukaryota; Metazoa; Chordata; Aves; Passeriformes; Paridae. Gene Ontology annotation, biological process: apoptotic process. The record is from RefSeq and is a predicted model, not a curated record.